AUGUGCACCGAGUGCGCGGCGUCGUGCGCGGCGUGGUGCAAGGACAUGUGGGUCUGGGUCGACAAGGGUACGUGGGAGAACACGGUGACCGGCAAGACGUUCGUGUAUGAGGAGAAGGCGACGGAAAAGGGCGAGGAGAAGGCGCACGAGCUGCCUGUUGUCUUUCUGUUCGCGUAUGGAGUGGGCGACGGCGGCGGCGGCGAGGGGGGCGGUGGAGAGGCGCCAGCCCCACCGGACAAUGCCAACACGGGAACCGCCGGCUGCCCGUGUAUAGACGUGCGGGACGUGCUGCCAACUUACGACGGCUGCCUCGACUCUGGGUGCGACUCACCAUUGCAACACUACCCAGGAGCAUUCUGCGCCAAGACCACAUACGGCAGCUCCAGCUGCAAGGCUUGGGACCUAGACCUAUCGUUUCCAAACUGUGUCGUGCCCGAGCCUCCAUUUUUCAUUGGGAAACGUAUGCGCGACGAGUACACGGUGGGAGGAGUGACGUACCGCCAGCCCUACAACGAAAGCGUGAGGAUAACCAUCUAUUCUGGAUGGCUCGUCGAGCAAGGGCUGCUGGACCCGCUCAGGGCUGACGAUGCUGAUCUGAUAAUGGAGUUGGCGGGUGACGCACGCCACAAGUUUCGGGACUUUCGACAGCCAGCGUUUUGCCGUGAGCGGUGGUGCUAUGUAGACAAGGCGAAGUGCCGCACCGGCACCGUGCGGUACGACCAAAGUGCCUACUUCUCAAGCUCUGCUCAGAACGAUGACGACGACGACGACGACGACGACGACGAUCGGAGCGCAAGCGCCCUUGCUGACCUCACAUACUCGUACGAGACGUGCGGCUCGAACCACACGCACUGGGAUACGACGAGCUCCCUCACCGACCGCCAGCUGCGGGUCCUGAUUCCUGCAAUGAAUUACUACCCCUACCACUACAAAACCACGGAUGGGCUUCCAAACGGGAAGGCCUACUUGGACAAGAACGAGACGGUGUACCGGGACGACAGCGCGGCUUUUGUGGGCAAUCUGAUCUCCUAUCUGCGAGCGCUCUCGCAGGUUCCCGACGGCCCCAUGCCAAAAGACGGCGAGCAUCAGCUCACUUGGACAUCUGCCGCUGCGAGGUCCAAGCACGGCUCCGCAUGGACCGCCACGAUCGCCGAGGUUGGGUGGGGGCAAGCUGAUCUUGGGCUUUCCAUCUUUUGGGUCACCAGAGACCGGCUUCGGAUGGCGACCUUCACGGCGCCGCUCUACACGGAUCACAUGCGGCUGUACGUUCCCCACCCUCCCGCAAAGGCUGAUACCCUCAUCGACAAGAUCAAGUUGCCGUUCGAACCGUUCGAUCCCAUGGUCUGGGGGACGGUGAUUGCCAUUGUCUUCAUGCACGCCCUCCUAAAGGUCUCGCUGACUGCGCGGCUUUGGUGGGCAGAGUGGGCGGACAAGGUUGGAUGGGAGCGGGCGCGGUUCUGGCGCAAGGCGUUGUUCCUGCUCGGCCGCUUCUUCGAGUCGUCGUACGAGUCGACGCUCAUCACGUACGGCGGCGCGCCCGACUUCGACGAGCAGCACCGGCUCGCGACACGCUUUCUCAACAUAGGCUUUGGCAUCUUCCUUCUCAUCGUGCUCAACUCUUACACCGCCAACCUGACCACCUUUCUCACGUGGAGAGAACCGCCGUUCCAACCCUACGUCAAGAAUAUGUUCGAGGCCUCCAUCAGCUCUCCACCAACCAAGGUUUGUGCCCACAAGAUCCUGCAGCCCACCUUCGACAAUCUCUGGCCCCGAGCGAACUUUCACUACCGGUAUAUGGACACGGGAGACGACGUGAGAGCGGGCAUCCUCGAGGACGGGUGCGACGCCUUCGUUGUCUCCGAGCGCGCAAUGUCGGUGCAGGGGGGAAUCGAGAAGGCGCGCUGCGAGCUCGUGGCGAGCUCGUGGCGAGAGGGCGAUCCUAAAGGAUUCAUAGAGGGCGAGCUCGUGGCGAGCGUCGAGGUGGCGCUGCCCGCGCGGCCGGACGUUGCAAACGCGAUGUCGUACUGGAUGAAGGACCUCGAAGAGGAGGCCCGCAUCACGUACGGCAAGGUAUUGGCCAAUUCAAGGACUGACCGAAUCUGCUCCCUGAGUUUGGAUGACAGCAUCAACUUUGGUCUGCAUCAGCUCACGGUCGAGGAAUUCAUCGGGCCUCUUCUGAUUUUCGGCGCCUUCGUCGGGCUCGCGAUCCUGACGCGGUCGGGCCGCAUCUGCUUCAAAAAUCGAGACACCGUGGUGACAAACUUGCGCAAGGGCGCGCUCGGUUCCAUGCGCACGGCGGCACUAAUCACGGCCUGGAAGCUGCGCUCCGCAGUUGCGGAGCAGCGCGCCAUCGAGGUUGGGGAGAGCAGCGUCCGGCAGCAGAGCGAGAUACUCUCGGCGGUGAAAGGGAUCUACGACGAGCUCAACUCGCAGCAGCAAAUGAUCCUCGAGAUCGCGCAGCGAACCUCCGGCUUGGCCGUGCCGGCCAAGCCGGCCUUCGAAGGCCGCCCGAGCCGCGCCAGCGCCGGCUCGGCCCGCACGACGGCCGGCGGGUCGGAGCCCGAGCUGAACGCCGAUACGGUCGAGAGGAGCAAGGAGGUGCUGGAGAGGUUUGGCACUGUGGGCGGCAGUGCUGCCUCUGGCGCGGACGUGGCCCGAGCUCGCCUAAGCCAUCUCGGCAUCCGAGCGAGCGCGCCGUGA
Molecule: messenger RNA, 2700 nt
Organism: Emiliania huxleyi CCMP1516
Lineage: Eukaryota; Haptophyta; Isochrysidales; Noelaerhabdaceae
Exons: 3
Coding region: 1-2700 (899 amino acids)
Source: RefSeq, a predicted model, not a curated record